UUUUCAUCCACAACACUUGCUUCCUUUUUGAAUAAUCAGAGGACGGACGGCAGCUGGAGCGACGCAAACUGUUGGUCUGUCUGAAGAUAUUAAGAUGAGCGCAGACACGGUGGAGCAGUCGGAGGCUCCGGCCGAGCCGACAGAGCGAAACGGAAUCGACUUCAAUCGACAUGAGCUCACCUCUCUUCACACCAUGCAGCAGCUGGUUCUGAUGCCACCGUCUCACCUGUCGUCUCCCUCACCCUUCCUGCUCUCCCAGAGCCCCACCAGCCACCAAGCCCUUCUGCAGCAGAACCUGCUGUCCCUUCCCUGCCAGAGUCAAACUAGUCUCCUUCAGCAUCAACCUGGACUGGCUCUGACUCCCCAGGCUAUGAGUCGCUCCGGUCUGGUAGGCCCGUCUAUGGAGAACCACAUGGACAUGUCCCACCUGCAGAUGCCCAAACACAUGUCAGUGCCACCGCAGGAGGAACCCAGUGAUCUGGAAGAGCUGGAGCAGUUUGCUAAAGCAUUCAAACAACGACGCAUCAAACUGGGCUUCACCCAGGGAGAUGUGGGCCUUGCGAUGGGAAAACUGUACGGGAACGAUUUCAGUCAGACCACAAUCUCUCGCUUCGAGGCUCUAAACCUCAGCUUCAAAAACAUGUGCAAGCUCAAACCUUUGCUGGAGAAAUGGCUGAGUGACGCAGAGAACUCACCUCCUGACUUGAUGAACAACCCCACCUCUCUGCCGCCGCUGAUAGAGGGUUACGGACGCAAACGGAAAAAGAGGACGAGCAUUGAAACAAACAUCAAGAUGACUCUGGAGAAGCGUUUCCUUGAUAACCCCAAGCCCAACUCUGAAGAGAUAACCCUGAUCUCAGAGCAGCUAGCCAUGGAGAAGGAGGUGGUUCGAGUUUGGUUCUGUAAUCGGCGUCAGAAGGAGAAGAGGAUCUACUGCCCGGUGACGAGUAUAUCAGUCAAGUCACACAGCUACAACUCCAGAAUGUUUCAGGCCACAACAUCCAGAUCCUACAGCCCUCCGGCUACAGUUUCAUCGAAUUCCUCUCCAAACAGUGGAAGCCGUGAAGCUUCUCCCAACGGAUUGUCAGCAGCCUCCGUCUCUUUAGCGUCCCAGGUUAACACAGCUUCCUACAGCACACCAGGGUCCUGGUACCGCACAUGGAAUCCAGCGUAUCAUCACUGAGAAACAUGAACUGUAUCAUAUGAAGCUUUUUGAAGAUUUUGUUUUUGUUUUGAGAAGGAUGUACAGUGAAGAGAUAACAAAAAAAACCUUGUUGUGAACAGGGUUUACAACCAGAGAGCCAAAGCUUAGACGGACCCAUCGGCGAAAACAGCAGAGGACUGCUGUUAAAACCGCCUCCAGCUGUUUGAUUUGUGUUCAGGUGACUCUUUGCGUAGAUCAGCUGCAAAGAGGAAGAAUACACAUAAAAACACCAGCGGGGAUUCUCAUGUUCGAGCCUGUGUGGCUCAAAUAGACUGAAACAACCGGUUUGAAUGAUUGUGUACCGAGCUGUUCCCUUUUUGUUUCUGCCAUCUUAAUUGCCGGGCUCUCAGCUGUUGCUGUCAUUGUAUGUUUUUAUCAUAGCUAGUGUUGUUGUGUUUGUGAAGUUUAUUUAAAUCCUACAAUGCGUACUGCUGGCCUGUCUAAAUAAAUAUGCAGUUAAAAGACAUUUAUUUAUAUUGGCCUUAUAUUGAGCUUUUUUUUUUAUUAGAGAUCAGAACGGCUUUUGAUUUAGUUAUUUAUUUCUUUAAAGGAUGGAUCUGUUUUUAUUAAAACUUGGGUUUUAUUGUUGCAGCUUUGGCCAUCAUUUCUAUCAGUUAUGACAACAACAGUGAAACGCAAUUUUUCAAACAAAAUUUGAGCUGUUUAUUCACAUAAGAGAGAUUUCUGUAUUUAUGUUUUUGUCCUUGAUUUUGUUCACUGGUUUGAAUUUGAUGAGCUGGAAAAAAGGUGACGUCAAAGUCCUGAAGCAGAUUAGCUUUUUAUUUGUCGUCAUA
Anarrhichthys ocellatus (wolf-eel) is the source of this 1998-nucleotide messenger RNA. RefSeq names its product POU class 2 homeobox 3 (gene pou2f3). Gene Ontology annotation, cellular component: nucleus. The coding region runs from base 95 to 1183 and encodes 362 amino acids. Gene Ontology annotation, molecular function: DNA-binding transcription factor activity, RNA polymerase II-specific; RNA polymerase II cis-regulatory region sequence-specific DNA binding. The record is from RefSeq and is a predicted model, not a curated record. Gene Ontology annotation, biological process: regulation of transcription by RNA polymerase II. The transcript is spliced from 12 exons. NCBI's taxonomy places the organism in Eukaryota, Metazoa, Chordata, Actinopteri, Perciformes, Anarhichadidae.